AGGCGUGCGGGGUCGCGUGGGUCCAGGUGGUUUGUUGCGCUUCGACAGCGUCCGUUGUUCCAGACCGUUUGCGAGAACGAGGCGCUGAGGGGGUCUCCGUGCUUCAAAGCAGCCUUUGCUCUCUCUCUCUCUCUCCUUCCCAGCUCCGUGGGGUCCUCGACUCCGGGCAGCGUCUGAAAGGGCUUUUCUGUCCGCCCCGCCCCAGGUACCAACUGCUGACCAUGUCGUCAGAUGGUCCGGAUUCCCGUGUGGCAGAGCAGAAACCUUUAGUAGACAAAGAAGAGGCCAUCACUCGUCUCCUUCCUGAUAUCGAUGUCGACAUUCAAGAACAAGACAUUGAGACGGUCCAUGGGUCAGUCCAUGUGACCAUGUGUGGAACACCCCGAGGAAACAGACCUGCUAUUCUAACAUACCAUGAUAUUGGGUUGAAUCACAAGACGUGUUUCAACCCCCUCUUCAAUAAUGAGGACAUGCAGGAAAUCACACAACAUUUUGCAGUCUGCCAUGUGGAUGCCCCCGGACAGCAAGACGGAGCGCCUUCCUUUCCGCCUGGGUACAUGUAUCCUUCUAUGGACCAGCUGUCUGAGACGCUUCCCGGAGUUCUAAAACAAUUUGGAUUGAAAAGUGUGAUCGGAAUGGGAACUGGAGCUGGGGCCUACAUUUUAACCCGAUUUGCUCUUAACUACCCUGAUAUGGUGGAAGGACUCGUUCUUAUCAACGUCAAUCCAUGUGCUGAAGGGUGGAUGGACUGGGCCGCGACCAAGAUUUCUGGAUGGGCUCAUGCUUUACCAGACAUGGUCAUUUCACAUCUUUUUGGCAAGGAGGAGAUUCACAGCAGCCACGAUUUGAUCCAUACUUACCGCCAGCACAUCAUCAAUGACAUGAACCAAAGCAACCUCCAUCUGUUUGUCAACUCUUACAACAGCCGAAGAGAUCUAGACAUCGAGCGUCCAGUUCCAGGAGUAAAUGUGAUUACUCUACAGUGCCCUUCUCUGUUGGUGGUUGGAGACAGCUCUCCUGCCGUUGAUGCUGUGGUGGACUGCAAUGCUAAACUUGACCCAACAAAGACCACGCUUUUAAAGAUGGCUGAUUGUGGUGGUCUUCCUCAGGUUUCCCAGCCUGCCAAACUUGCUGAAGCUUUCAAAUACUUCAUCCAGGGAAUGGGAUACAUGCCUUCGGCGAGCAUGACCAGACUCAUGCGGUCCCGCACAGCUUCCGGUUCCAGCGUCACCUCCAUGGAAGGCAACAGGAGCAGAGCCCACACUGGGGAAGGGGCCCGCAGUCGGUCCCAUACAGGCGAAGGGCCCAGAAGCAGAGCCCCAACUGGGGAUGCUCCCCGGAACCGUGCUGCCACGGACAUCGAGCUGAGUUCUAAUUCUGCCAAGACGACCAGUGGACAGCCGAGCCCCAAGUCGAUGGAAGUGUCCUGUUAAAACGGCGGCGCCCUCGUCCAAAACCCAAGAUCAAGCAGAAGCUUGCACAUUGCAAUAAUUAACCUAAUAACAAAUGGAUCUCUGCCCCUCCCUUCCCCAAAUCCACAGGGACCAAUUUAAAAAAAAA
Molecule: messenger RNA, 1560 nt
Organism: Thamnophis elegans (Western terrestrial garter snake)
Lineage: Eukaryota; Metazoa; Chordata; Lepidosauria; Squamata; Natricidae
Gene: NDRG1
Product: N-myc downstream regulated 1
Exons: 16
Coding region: 222-1433 (403 amino acids)
Biological process (GO): signal transduction
Cellular component (GO): cytoplasm
Source: RefSeq, a predicted model, not a curated record